Molecule: messenger RNA, 2460 nt
Organism: Geodia barretti
Lineage: Eukaryota; Metazoa; Porifera; Demospongiae; Tetractinellida; Geodiidae
Source: the annotation of a GenBank genome assembly
GUGCGUCGUGGGAGCAUGUCCGCCAAACCAACCGCGAUACCCCUGAAGAAAGGGAACGGAGAGAAUCUGGAGGAUUUUAUGAGAACGGUGGCUGACGAAUUUGAAGCUAGGGAACAGCGGAUGAGCCAAUGCCCGGAUGUGUACUUAAACGUUUACGAUAUGUUGGCCGUGAAUACUUAUGUGUAUCCGGUUGGGCUGGGAGCGUAUCACACUGGAGUAGAGGUUUAUGGUAGAGAGUACGCGUAUGGCUGUCACCCAUACUCGUAUUCCGGAAUCUAUGACAUGGAACCAAGACAGGCCGACGAGAUUACUGGACAGCAGGUCCGCUUCAGGGAAGCAAUACUAAUUGGCCACACCCACUUUUCCUCCGAGGAGGUGAAGGGGCUUGUCGUGUUGCUAGGCAGGGACUACAAUGGCUGUGAUUACACUAUUCUCCACAGGAACUGCAACCACUUCUCUUCCGAUUUCUGCCAGCGGCUGUGUGGAGCCACACCCCCUCGUUGGAUCAACCGGCUGGCGCAGAUUGCCUCGUGGAUGCCGUUUGUCCUCAACUGUCUCCCUCCACAGCUCCUCUCCUCCCCCUCUCACUCUCACCUCUCACCCACUGACGUCCCUGCUCUCGUCUCCUUCUGCAGACAAAAAAAGUGAUUCGUGAUGACAGCCAUUCUGCCAUUCCUCCUCCCCUCUCUUCCACGACAUGACCAAACUUUCCUCGAUCAUUCACGCAAUGUAUUUCCCGUUUCACUUUGUGAUUCUCUCAUCAAAUGGACAUUGAUUGAUCAAACAUAAUGAAAUUUAUACCUGAUUCAGGCCAACAGGGAAAUAAUAAUUAUGACAGCCAGCCACAUUAAACCACCUGUAACCAGGUGGAGGGUGGGAGAAAUCUUUUUUAAAAAGUAUAAUGAAUGAAUGUACACACGAGUGUGGUAAAAAUAAUAUGCUAGAAAAAGGAUUACGUGCACAGAUGUUAUCACACGAAAACAUUACACUGAGACAUAAGCACACACACACACAAACACACACUUGAUUUGGUAAGAAGAGGUAAUGAGAAUCACAAGGUGGUUAGAAUUUCGAAGGGUCGAAUUCGAAAUAGAGUCCGAGUUCGGCAGGAGUAGGCACCAGUGGGGGAUCGGUGAUGUCAUCUCCGUGAGGCAGGUCCAGAAGACUGCUGUGGGUCGAGGUGUCCGACUGAAACCCUCCUCCCACUCCGUAGUCAAAGUCCGUCAUGGCUGCAUAGAGACUCUGGACUGAUCCCGAGGGUGACACGUCACUGUGACGGUGGGGUCGCGUGUAGUUUGCCGGAGAGAAGGGGCAAAGAGGGCCCGUGUCACUGGUGUAAGAGUUGAGUUGCCCCGGACGAGGGCGUGGGCGGGCAAUGGGGCUGUUUUUUAUUUCGGCGGCGACUGCUGAAGCAGCUGAGGCUGCGGCCGUCAGCGGGUCUUGUGCGACGAGGGAGGAACGAGGAGAGGUGUGUUUGCCUCGCGGUGAGGAGUGUCGUUUGAGAUUGGGUGAGGUGGAGAAGAUGCACGGGCUCACGUUUCCCGAAGUGGUUCCUCCGUUGGGGUCCUGGAGUAGCGAGUCGUAGGACGUGGUCUGUUUCAGCUGUUUGAGGGCCUCGUCUGCCAAGGACUGAUAGAGUGGGUCAAACAUCGCCAUCGGCAGCUCAGUCUUGGAGUGUCCGGGCGAGUCGAACGAUAUGAGGUGACUCGCUGCUGACUGGUUCGACAGAAAUGAUCCCGUCGUGCUCUCUUUGCCCGAGUCGUAGACAUAGGGGUAGCUCAUGGGGGAGUUCUGGUCGCUGUCGUCGGAGGACACAAUGUGCCUGUUUUGCAGAGUGAGAUUGGAUGGUUUCUUAAUUGAGCCGAAUUCGCUGGCUACUGAGGCCGAUUGGCUGUGGGCAGUACUUGCAGUGCUUGUUGACUGUGGAGACUUGGGAGAAUUUGGUGAUGAAACUGCGGAGUGAGGGAAAAACCGUGCAGUAAAUACAAUUACACAUACCAUCAGGCUAUAUGUGUAAAAAGGAAUGGCCCGUCUCAAAAUAGAAGCGACUACAGAUUCCUAAUAUGGAAGGUGGCAGGGCCGAAAAUAGAAACAGAGCCAGCUGACAAUAGUAUCGUGUGUCUGUUCUUGGAACCACGGAGUACAUUUGAGCCGGUAGCCAUAGUGGUGUACUAUGUUCAUACACACUAUCAUACGCAGUCUGGUGUUUGUGUGCGUGUACAGAGAAUGCACAACACAGGGCAAUCAUAAGCCACACAAAGGUCUGUGUGUUCUUCCUGUCGAAGCAAGCGUGUGAAGAAACCCACAACAUCUAAUGUGUACCAGGCACCUCUGUUUGUAAAGAACACCGGGGACCAUAGUUGCAUAUUGCAGACAGACACACACACAAAAAGGCAGCAUGAUACAACAGCUAAAGGUCAAGCAGCAGAGAGAUAGAAGGACUUACCACCAAGAGGCAGG